Molecule: messenger RNA, 363 nt
Organism: Cladophialophora carrionii CBS 160.54
Lineage: Eukaryota; Fungi; Ascomycota; Eurotiomycetes; Chaetothyriales; Herpotrichiellaceae
Exons: 1
Coding region: 1-363 (120 amino acids)
Source: RefSeq, a predicted model, not a curated record
AUGCGCACACCGGCACUCAAGUGGCCAGCUGCGCACCGUCGUCGUCACCUCCUCCAGCACCAUGGUGGUGACGCCUGCGGAGAAUGCACCGCCAGGUUACGUCUUCACGGAAAACGACCAGAAUACUUGGGCCGUUACGCUCGCGAAGUCGGUGCCUGCCGAUUUCCUCAAAGAGCAAGAUUGCACCGAGCUCAUGUAUUCAGCCUCGAAAGUCGCGGCCGAGCAGGCAAUGUAGCAGUUCAGACAGGACCGGCGGCCAAGCUUCGCCAUCUCCAGCAUCCAUCCCUCCGUCGUGCUCGGCCCGUCGUCGAAUCUCCCCGGGAAUCCCCAGGAUCUGAAUGUGAGUCUGAAGGAAAUCUAUGA